AUGGCUCAUCUAGCUCGUGCUAUUUUGAAGAAACGACUAGCGUCCAAACUCAAAGAUACACCAGCUUCAAUAAUAUCCAAUACAAAACAGCCUCAAGUGAAGACGAAAACUCCAGAAACGAAGAAAUCUGAUGAUGAAACUUUUGAUAACUUUACCGAUGACUUUGACAAACUAUUUGAAGGUGAUUUUGAUGAUGUGUUUGGACAACCGCUUGGUUCUUCCAGUUCAGUAGAACUCUUAUCAGACGAGGUAGUAAAUAAUGAAGUUGAUAACGUUGACAAAAGUCCUAGAGAGGUUAUCCAAACUGAAUUUGGCCCAGAAGGUCCACCACCUAUCAUGAAACCUAUAAGGCAAUCUCAACAAAGAAUAAUUGAUCCAGUUUUACUACAGAGUUUAACAAAAGGUAAAUUUGUUCCUUUACUAAAUACCACUGGGCACAAAGAUACACUUGCUGACAAAAACAGUGAUGAAGAUAAGAUCUCAUUGACGCUGAAUGGUUUAUUCUCCACAAAUCCCAUAACACUAAAAACUGAACAAAAAGAAUUAUCAUUAACAAAUCCAAAUAUCAGUUUCAAUCAAAGUCCAGCCGUUGAGGCAGCAUUAACGAGAGGACCAGUUGGUCUUCCUGGAAAACGGUUUCAAUCAAUUACAAAGCCAUAUCAAAUAAGAGGUCUCUACACUGAGUUCUUCAACCUUGGUCAAAGGCCCAAAGAUUCGCAUGUUGCGACCAAAUACUUUGAAUGUGAAUAUUUCCCACCAAAUCAUAUUAGAGCAUAUUACAGAAAAAGUAAAGUUUCACUAGUAGUUUUUUUCAGAGAUGGGUUCAAUCAAAAUGAUCCCACAUCAACGUUGAGGAAAAAUAUAUUUCCUAAUUCAUGUGUCCCUAGAGAUUCUGGAGCUUUCAGAUCUAAAUGGAGGAAAAUGAUUAGGUUGAAAUUUUUGGAAGCACUCAAAGAGGUUGGAGAUAUUGAUGGGUUAUUCACUUUCCAUGUUGAACUAUAUCCAACAAAACCUGAAGAGAAGGAAAUUUUCCAACAUGAUUUGAAAAAAACUCUAGAAUAUUAUAAAUCUCAAGAUUAUUCAGAUCAAAUCAAACAAAUAAACUCAAAUGCUAGAAUCAAUUGGAUCUUGCGGGGUCUUGCCCAGUCUGGAUUGAGAACAUAUGCUGUUCCACCAUAUCUUGAAAUUCCAGGCACGUUAAGACAUAGAUUUUCCAAUGUUCCAGAACCAGGUACAAUCGAGAGUAAAUGA
This is a messenger RNA of Hansenula anomala, 1251 nucleotides long. RefSeq lists its product as uncharacterized. The record is from RefSeq and is a predicted model, not a curated record. Lineage: Eukaryota; Fungi; Ascomycota; Saccharomycetes; Phaffomycetales; Wickerhamomycetaceae. The transcript has a single exon. The coding region runs from base 1 to 1251 and encodes 416 amino acids.